Molecule: messenger RNA, 2083 nt
Organism: Malania oleifera
Lineage: Eukaryota; Viridiplantae; Streptophyta; Magnoliopsida; Santalales; Ximeniaceae
Product: probable serine/threonine-protein kinase PBL28
Exons: 9
Coding region: 326-1963 (545 amino acids)
Biological process (GO): protein phosphorylation
Molecular function (GO): ATP binding; protein kinase activity
Source: RefSeq, a predicted model, not a curated record
GUUGCAAGUCGUGCUCCAUGAAUUACGUUUUCUGUUUGUCCUAUGGGCUGCCCUUUUUCUGAGUUUUUGUUCUUCAAUGCACACACAGAAGAGGAGUCCCCUCCCCCCUCUCUCUCUCUCCCUUUAAAAGCCUCUCUGCUUUAGUCAAAAAGCUGCUUUUGUUCUACCCUUGAUGACAUGAUUCUCUCUCUUCUCUCCUUAAUGUGUUGCAGACCUUGUACAGCUUAAUGGGCAAAUAUAGGGUUUGCCAUCUCUUAUGAAGACCCAGAAAAUGUUGGAAGUUUACUGGUUGUUGGGGGCUUCAAAAGAGUAAUGCUCGUUGACAAUGCGCUUGUUGUGGUGGCAACAGCUGCCGCUGCUCAUACUGAUCCAGCUUUUAGAACCUACUCAAUCAAGCCACAAACUGUGUGCUGAAGCUUUACUUGCUUUCAAGAGUGCGGUUGUUGGUCCUCCACAAUUCAGCAGCAGUGUAGGGAGAUACCCAUGCCUGAGACAAUGGAGACGUGCUAACUGUAACAGACUGAAGAACCUUUGUGUUGUUUCUCUGCAUUCCAGAAUACAUCCACCUUCUCAGAAUUUCAGAAAAAUCAAAUUUUCACCUUUAACUUCCAAUUUGUCUCCCAUGCGCACAUCACUAAGAUCACAAGCAAAGCUUUUUAAACAAAGAAAUCUGAGAACAGUGCCAACAACUCACAGGAAUAAUGAUGUUCCCACCCUUACCCCUUGGCAAGCAGCUCAAGUCAAGAAACCAAGAAAAAAGAAAGUGACUGCCAUAGUUGGUGCUGCUGUUGCAGCGUUGCUGGUGGUUAUCACUGUAGUACUUGUAUAUAUAUGUUUGAUCCGUUUUAGAAGAAUCACAAGGCAAACUUCUGAGACUGCAUCUUCUCUGCCAUCUCCUCCUGUUGAGUGUGAAAGAGGGAACAUUGCCCACCAUUUUGUUGCUUUCUCUCCAUAUAGUACACACAACAUGAGGCAGUUAACAAUUUCAGAGCUGGAGCAAGCUACUUGCAAUUUCAGUCCAAGUAAUAUUAUUGGUGAAGGUGGAUUUGGCUUAGUUUAUAAAGGACUGCUUCAAGAUGGAUCCAUUGUGGCUGUCAAGAGACGUCUGCUUUUCCCAAAUCCAUAUUUGGUUCAUGAGAUCAAGCGCAUGGCUUGUGUGCAUCACAGGCACAUUGUCAAGCUUGUUGGUUAUUGUGAAGAAAGCCAUCAACAGUUACUUGUCUAUGACUAUCACUCUAAUGGAAAUGUUGGGAAUCACCUUUAUGAUGGUGACGGUUUACCUGUUGGAAAGUUAGAAAUGCGGCAAAGGUUACUAAUUGCUUUGGGUGCAGCUAAAGGUAGUUGCACUCUUUUAUACUUAAUUUCAUUGCUUUUUCUUACUUAUUUGUCAAACUUACAAUUUGGAAUAGGACUUGAGCAUCUUCACAGUUUGGUACCUCCGCUUCUACACAUGCACUUCAGAACAAGCAACGUUCUGCUUGAUGAAAAUUUUACUGCCAAGGUUUCUGAUUUUGGGCUUUCAAAAUUUCUGGUUGAGGGUAAUCAUGCCGGAUCAUCUUCAACCUUUGACUACUAUCUUGCCCCAGAGUUAAAAUUUUCAAAGGACUUCUCAGAGAGGGGUGAUGUGUACAGCUUUGGAGUUUUCUUGCUAGAGGUGAUUAGCGGGCGUGAAGCAUUUGGCAGGAAUCAGUCAGAUUCGCUGUUAAAACAAGCCUUGCAGGCUCGGAAGAUCCCUGGUCUUGACAUUUUUGUUGACAAGACAUUAGGAGGUCAGGCAAUGGAUGCUGCUGGGCAGGUGUUGGAGUUGGCCUUGAUGUGUACAGACACCAGUGCAAGAAGACCUGCAAUGAAGAGUGUGGUUGAGGAGCUAGAACGAAUUUGCGAGAGAGAAAUGGGGAAUCCACAUUCUGAGCUUGGUGAGGAGAUUGGUGCUGUUACUCUUGGGAGUGAGCUCUUCAAAUGAAAAACUCCCCCUGUUUCAUAUCCACGUAAGCAUUCUUUUAUUGGAUUAAUUGGUUGUAAUUAUGACAAUCAUUUUAUCAUUAAGAAAGAUCAAAUUAUAAAGUUCCAUGAUUGAAUGAAA